Molecule: messenger RNA, 2757 nt
Organism: Rotaria sordida
Lineage: Eukaryota; Metazoa; Rotifera; Eurotatoria; Philodinida; Philodinidae
Source: the annotation of a GenBank genome assembly
AUGUCAUCAUCAUCAUCAUCAAAAUUAAAAUCAGAUGUUGAUCAACUUGAUGAUCUUGUUAAAGAUUUACUUAAUGAAGUAAAUCGUCCAAUCAGUAAUAAUAAUAUUCAUCGAUAUUCUUAUCAACGUCAUUUAAAUGAUGAUUUAUCAAAUUCAAAAUUAUCAUCAUCACCAUCAAAUAUUCCACAACAUUCAAAAGCAACGCGUGAAGAACGUAUACGUAUUAAACGUGGUACUGGUACUACUGAUAUUCCUACAACUAAAUCUCAACCAUCAUCCUCAUCAGCAAUUGAUGAACAUCUUAUUGAUUCAUUAUUAGAAAGUGUUCAAAAUACAUUAAAAAAACGUGCACAAAAAAAUCAAUCAAAUGUAACAACCGAGAUACCAAUUCAUAAUCGACGAACCUAUAGUUCAAGUGCUGCUCAUACCGAUUCGAUUCAUCGUAUGGAUCCAAAUCGAGGUCGAUUUCCAAUAAAACUCUAUCGAGCAGAUAGUUCAACAAGUACAUUAUCAUCAAGACGACCUUAUAGUCGACAAGAUACUCGAGAUGGUUAUGCAUCAGUAUCAACGACUGCCAUUCCGACAUAUUUUCGAGCAACAUCAGAACCACCACCUGAAGGACCUAUUGAAUUACGUCGUAUGGAUUUAAUUCGUUCACCUUCGCGUACAUAUGUUGAUUCAUAUAUACCAAAUGAAUAUUGUUAUCAUCGUUCAACAUUACCAACAAGGAGUAUUCGUAUGUGUGGUCCUGAUUACUCAGGUUAUGAUACUGAUACAGGUUUGAUGACAUCUCAUGUUUAUCCUCCACGGUAUUAUCGUGUUCCAGCACCAGCACCACCACCACCGCCGCCUACAUAUCCUUAUUAUCGUUAUCACGAAAAUUAUCGUUCAAUGCAUCAUCCAGAUGGUUACGAUACUGACAGUGGUUUAGUUAGUAGUGGUCGAUUACAUAUGACACGCCCAUUCCCACCACGUAUGGCUGUUAUACCUGAAGCUGUUAUUGUUAAUAAUCGAAUGGCAUCAUCAACUAAUAUACGUGGUGGUUCUGGUCUUAAUCAAAUAAAUCGUUCAGAAAAUAUAACUGGUUAUGAAACAGAUUCAGGUAUGAAUACACGACAAUCUUAUCGUGGAUAUCGACAAAUACCUGUUGAUAUACAACAUGGUAAUAAUGAAUGGCUAAGAAAUCAAUCAAGGACAAGAUCUAGUUCACAACAACAACAACAACAAAAAUUUAUUGAUAAUAAUCAAUAUUAUCGUCAAACACAAGAACAAACGCGUGGUACAUCAGUACCUGUUUUUAGUCAUCAUUCUGAACAACAACAACAGCAACAAAAAAUAACAACAAGUACACCAUCACCAUCAUUAUCUCCAGUAAAAACAACUAAAAAAGGUAUAUCAAUAUUACCAACUCUAUUUCCGGGUUCAGUUGGUUUAUCAAAUCCAUUGAGUGAUAAUAAACCUCAACAAGAACAACAAGAACAAGAACAAGAACAAGAACAAGAGCAAGAACAACAACAAACAUCUGUAGUUGAAGUAAAACGUAAAAUUUCGAACGGUCAUAUUACAAAACGAGCACCUAGACCACAUGGAACUAUUAUUGAGAGUACUAUAUUACCAUCAUCUAUUGAUCCUGGUGUAGCAGAUACAAAUAUUAUUUCGACUACAGCUGAGACUAUAUCAAGUGCAAAUGUGGAUAAUCAAACAACGAAAAUUCCAUCAACAAUGCCUACAUUUCCAGUGAUAAAUCAAUCUUAUAGUACAAAUACACAAAUAGGUCCAGGCAAUAGUUCAUUACGAAAUCAAGACGAAAGUUCACGAAGAUCAAGUGUUUCUUCUAUAGGAGAUUCUGAUGUAAAUCGUAAUGGUGCUUAUCAAGCACAUAAUGUAAGUCAAUUUUGGUAUAAAGAAAAAAUGUCACGUGAAGAUGCCAUUAAUUUACUUAAAGCAAAACCACCUGGUACAUUUCUUAUUCGUGAUAGUCAAGGUUUUCCAGGUUCUUAUGGUCUAGCUGUUAAAGUUGAAACAUUACCACCGGGUAUUCAUUCAAAACCAGGUGCCGAUCCUCUUUCUGAACUUGUUCGACAUUAUCUUAUUGAACGUACACCAGCUGGACAUGUUCGAUUGAAAGGUUGUUCUAAUGAACCAGAUUUCGUUAAUCUAUCAGCAUUAGUCUAUCAACAUACAAUAACGGCACUUGCCUUGCCAAUAAAACUUAUUCUACCAACAGUUGAUAUUGCUGAAGAUUUUCAUUCUAUGACGAAUCAACAAGUGGAAGGCAAAAAAAUGUCUGUUAAAGAUUUAUUAGAAAAAGGAGCUGCUUGUAGUGUUGUUUAUUUAAAUAAUGUUGAUGUUGAAUCAUUAUCCGGUCAAAUGGCUGUAGCUAAAGCAUUAAAUACCACAUUUGAAAAUGCUGAACGUUUACAAGCUACUGUUGUUAAUUUUAAAGUAUCGAAUACUGGUAUUACAUUAACAGAUGUUAAGAAAAAAUUAUUUUCACGACGUCAUUUUCCAAAAGAAUAUGUUACUUAUUGUGGUCUUGAUUAUGAAACAGAUCGUCUUUGGACAUAUCAAUAUAGUGAUCUUGAAAUGUUACCAUGUGCAAAAUGUUUUGGUUUUGUAUCAAAAAAAAUCAAUGGUACAAAAACUUCUCAAUCUGAAAAUGAAUGUCAUAUAUUUGUUGAAAUUGAUCCAUCACAACCAGCAACAGCUAUUGUCAAUUUUGUAUCGAAAAUUAUGAUUGGCAGUAUACCUGUCUAA